This is a messenger RNA of Strongylus vulgaris, 354 nucleotides long. NCBI's taxonomy places the organism in Eukaryota, Metazoa, Nematoda, Chromadorea, Rhabditida, Strongylidae. The record is from the annotation of a GenBank genome assembly.
AUGGACUAUCUUUUGCUUAUAUUGUCAGCUAUAGCAAGCCUUGCUGUAGCUAAAAUCUAUCAAAUGCCGUUGAUGAGGAUAGAAUCAAGUAUGGCACAAAUGAUACGAAAUGGAACUUGGGCGAAGCACGUCCGAGAGAGAAAUAACCUCAGAAGGAUUUAUGUGUGGAAUGAUAUUAGAAGCACUACCGCGCAAAAUGUGGCCAUCGACACCGGUACAGCCGAUACGUGGGUUGUCGACUAUGCAUGUGGAGGAGCAAAACCGCUAAUUUGUGAUGAAUCUAUCUGCGAUCAGGGACGUGAGUCAAUGGGGCCAAGAGUCGGAUUUAUCACAUUGCAGCAAGCCUUAUUUUAG